Thamnophis elegans (Western terrestrial garter snake) is the source of this 4233-nucleotide messenger RNA. RefSeq names its product discoidin, CUB and LCCL domain containing 1 (gene DCBLD1). The record is from RefSeq and is a predicted model, not a curated record. The coding region runs from base 215 to 2305 and encodes 696 amino acids. Lineage: Eukaryota; Metazoa; Chordata; Lepidosauria; Squamata; Natricidae. The transcript has 15 exons.
CUUCCUUCCUCGUUUCCUUCGCCCCACGAGAGUGGGGGGAGGGAGGGAGGUCCGCCUGACUACAGCCAGGAGAGAAGCGCUGCCCAUCUGGGGUGAGAGUUGGACGCCUCCUUGGAAGAAAAACGGGCGGCGCACAAAUCCUUCCCCGGCCGGGCGCGGGAGCGAGUUUUGAAAAGUGCCGGCGGAAGCAAGUCAGCGAGAAGGUCCGGGGAUUAUGGGCCGCAGUCGUGAGCUGGGUGUCCUCCUGUUGCUGCCCGCUUUGUUGUCGGGGAGCUCGGCGGAGAAGCUCGGUGAUGGAUGUGGGUCUAUAGUCAUCUACCGAGACAGUGGAACUCUGACAUCCAAAAACUAUCCAAGAACUUAUCCCAAUCAUACUGUCUGUGAAAAGAAAAUUCAGGUACCUCAUGGAAAGCAGCUGAUUUUAAAAAUUGGAGACUUGGAUAUAGAAUCCCAGAAAUGUGAAUCUAACUACCUUAUCAUCUACAAUUCCACAACAGUAUAUGGACCUUAUUGUGGCAAAGUGCCCAUCCCCAAAGAAAUCAUCCUGGAUGUUCAUGAAGUAACCAUUCGCUUUGAGAGCAGGUUCCAUGUAUCUGGCAGGGGCUUUCUCCUGUCCUUUACCAGCAGUGAUCAUCCAGAUCUAAUCACAUGUCUGGAGAGAGGCAGCUACUACGCAGAGCUGGAGUAUAGCAGAUACUGUCCUCCUGGUUGCAGAGAUAUAAUAGGAGAUAUUUCUGGUAAUAUCAUAGAAGGCUACAGAGAUACAUCCCUUUUGUGCAAAUCUGCCAUACAUGCUGGAAUCAUUGCAGAUGAAGUGGGUGGCCAGAUCAAUGUAGUUCAGUUGAAAGGAAAAAAUCGGUAUCAGGGUAUCUUGGCCAAUGGCAUCCUUUCCCAAGAUGGAUCUCUAUCAAACAAGCGAUUUAUUUUUAACUCAAAUGGUUGUGACAAAGCACUGAAUUUAGGAGGUGGAGGGGCUUUGAAUAUUCAGAUAACUGCAUCAUCAUCCUGGGAUGAAAUCAAUGAAGUUGGGGAGUUAGUUGAGUGGUCUCCUCAGAAAGCUUGGCUUAAAAUUCCUGGACCAUCUUGGGCAGCAAACCAGAGUAACCAUCAGCAGUGGCUGGAAAUUGACUUGGGAGAGAAAAUUAGAAUUACAGGAAUUAGAACUACGGGGUCUACUGUGCUUCAUUUUAAUUAUUACGUUAAGACAUUUGUUGUGAACUAUAAAAAUAAUAACUCAAAAUGGAGAACCUACAAAAGAAUCUUAAGCAAUGAAGAAAAGAUAUUCAAAGCCAACUCAAAUCAUGGAGAUGUAGUUCGGAAUAAUUUUAUUCCCCCUAUAGUAGCUCGCUUUCUGAGAAUUAUUCCACAGACCUGGCACAAAAGAAUAGCCCUGAAAGUGGAACUUAUUGGUUGUCGAGCAGCCCGAAGUAACAGUUCUCUUAUUCAUCCACUCGGACAGAGACCAAGUCAAAGCACAGGCGUUUCCAUUAAAAAAGAUGACCAAUCAAGCACAGAAUAUAUACCUUUAGUUGAAACCAACUUAGGAUUGAAUCUUAUGGCUAUCAUUAUUCCAACCUUGGUGGUGCUUUUGCUGCUCCUGUUAUUGGGAAUCUGGAUCUUUACUGCACUGCGAAAAAAAGGAAAGAAAGGUACUACGUAUGGUUCAUCUGACACUGGAAAACCAAGUUUCUGGAAACAAAUCCAACCACCCUUUGUCCGAUAUCAGUCUGCAGAAUUCACCAUCGCUUACAAUAAUGAAAAAGAGACACCCAAAGAACUGGAACUGAUCACAAGCAAGAUAGCAGAUUAUCAACAGCCCAUCAUGAUAGGAACUGGGACAGUUACCCGGCAGGGAUCUACUUUUAAACCAAUGGAUACAGAGGAUGAGAAAAAAUGUCUCUCAGAGAACAGAAAUCAUUACAACCGCCCACAAAGAAGAAAUCACCAUGAUUAUGCGCUACCUUUGACCAAUCAGGAACCGGAAUAUGCCACCCCUAUUGUAGAGCGAUGUACAGGAAUUGAAAAUGAUUUUUCUACAGAUAAUUGUUACAACAUUCCUGCGGUUUCUUCUUUUCCUUCUGGGACUUUUCUUGCCUUAUGCAAGGCAGAUGGAAACAGUGAAGAUUAUAAAAUACCACAAAACAUUAAAGAGUAUGAUAAACCUAAAAGUAAUAUCUUGCCCAUAGUGGACUAUAAUACAUGCUAUCAAAAACCACAGGCCGAAUCCCUGACAAAUGAGGGUUAUUCAACACCUAGAUACAAUCUCAAACCAAUAAAUCAGACUGCAGUGACAGCACUCUUAUAAUCCCAGAACUCAUGAAAAAUUGAUAAUCCAGGAAAAGGAAAGGACCCAAGACUACUGACAUUCCUGCAGAAUUUGAGUAAUACCCACAUUUUCCUUCUUUUCACCAUGAGAAACCUUCAGAUAAGGUCUGCAAGCAGUGGGUUCUCUACAGCUGAGUUGUUGGUGCUCCAUUUUAAUACUGUGCAAUGUGUACAUACUGUUUUAAUUUAAAAGAAAUAACUUAAAAGUAUCUUUCAUUUGUUUUCUCUCUGCUAACAAAUGCACUGAUUUCUAGGUGAGACAGCAUUCUAAAUUGACAUAAUGCUCAUUCUUGGGAGAUCAUAUUUAGAAUGGUUAAAUAGACAUAUUUUAAAAAAUUGCACUUCCCAUACAACACAGAUUUUAUAAGAAAAAGUGUUUUGCAAUUUAUGUAUGUUGUGUGAUAGAAGUCAUUUUUAAUUUAUUCUUGAUAGUCACGUGGAAGAUAAGGUACAGAACUUUCAUGAUUAAAAAAAACCCGAUCAUUUGUUCCUCUAAAGAUUUCCAUGUGGCUUCCUAUAUGUUAGCAAUAUAUAUUCAGGAGUGGCAAGAAUUAGAAAGUUUUGUUUUUAAAUUAAAGUUUAGAUUCUCAGGGAAUAGAAUUAGACACCACUUCAGUGACAUGCGACAUUCCUAAACUCCCUCAAAAUCUCACAGAUCGCAUAGUGCUGUUAGCAUCCAGAUCUGAGUAGCAUAUAUACUUGAACUGAAUCUGCCUUGCUUUUCAUUCUAAGCAAGAUACAGUAUGCUUAUUUCUUCUUUGGGAAAUAUGAAAAAAAAUAAACUGCCUACCAAAGUUAUGUAAACUUCUACCUUUGUUCUUUUUUUUUGGGGGGGGGGGGGCUCCAAGUCAGUUUUUUUAUUACUGGCAACUGCCUAGACUAGUCUGUGUAGUUUUCUUUGUAUUGUUUCAGAAGUGGUUUGGACUUUGCUUCUUGGGACUGACAGAGUGACUGGCCCAAGUUCACUCAGCUGGGCUCAUGCUUAAGGCAGAAUUAGAACAGAUUUGGGUUGCUGCCGGUUCCGAACCUCUGUUCCAGUAGUGGAAAUUGGGCCUGGGUUGCCGAACCAGUAGUGAUGUCACCGGUAGUGAUGGUUGGCUGGCUGGCCACAUCCCCAAGCCACUUGGACACUCACCCUGCCUCGCUUUUGUCACAUGGAUCCACAGAAUAGCCUCCUGCCUACACACAGGUAAGCAGCAUUUACACUAGCCUAGCUGUCCCCCUCCUCUAUGGCUGCAACCCGGGCCCCGCCUGGUCAACUGGAUGACUGGCCGAGAAAGCUGGAAGCGAGCGGCCGGGACCGGCCUGGCCUCCAAUGCUCCGUCUGGCAGAGGCCGCGGCAGGGAGCAGUAAGGAAAGCGAGCCCUUGGCCAACUUCCCUGCCUCUGAGAGCCAGUUUGAGGGAUGGUGAGCCUCCCCACUGCUGCCCCCUUCCCUCACCGCCCCUGCUGGGCAGAUCAUUGGAGGCCAGGUCAGCUCACCCACUACUUUCCCAGCCAGCUACCCAGCUGACUAGGCGGGGCCUGGGUUGCAGCUGGUGGGAGGGUGUGUGCGCAGGGUGAAAUAGGAGGCACCCUGCUGGCAGAGGCUCUGCAUGGAUGGCAACAGAAGGCCGUCCCCCAAGCCGGAUCUCAGAGGAAGGAGGCAGGGAUUCCGGUCCAGGGUUCUCUUCCUUUACCACUCACAGCCACUGCCCAUGCUGGAUGGAGAGUUGGAAGCCAGGCCAGUCCAACCUACUUGCCCGCAGUUGGCAGGGCACCUCCCCUGCCGCUGCACCCUUUCCUUGCCAUCCAUGCAGAUGGAGCAUUGGAACGGCGGUGGGGAAAGUGAGGCUUCUUUGUCAGCCUCCCAUCUGGCAAAACAAAUUUUUGCCAGUUCUGUGGGCAUGGCUAGGUGGGGGGCAUGUGA